UGUGAGCUGGAAAUCAUGUUUCCCGUAGUAGUGGCACUGCUUCUAAGCGGCACAGUUAUAAACUGCCUGGAAUCCAUAAACCGGACAGAUCCCACCGUUGAAGCUUUAAACACAACGGACACCCAUGGAAUCCUUUCGGAUAACGCCUCCCUCGAAACGAACAUCGCUCUUAACGAUGCCGAUCCCUAUUUGUCCCAGAACCUCCUCCGUCCCGUGCCGUCCACGCUGGCGACGGAGGAGAUGCCGGGCAGCGGUCAGCCGGCCAAUCUGAUGAUCGGCCGGCCGUACGCGUGGAAUGCGUCCGCGGCCUUUGAGCCGGUGGACACCGAGAGCAGUUAUCCCCGGCAGAACCGUCUGGCAUCCAACCGGAGCGUGAUCCCCAAAUUCCGCAAGACGGUGAAGUACGGGUACCCACCCGAUGGGCCGUAUUUCCCGGUGAUGGCGCCGUACUUUGCCUACGUUCGGGAAGAUGAACCGGUCGGCAGUCAUGUCAUUUCCGUUCGGGCAAUGGAUAAUAACUUUGGUCCGCUCACUUACCAGAUCACCGAGGGGAACGCAAUGGGCCACUUUAAAAUCGAUCCAGUCAGUGGUUUCAUUACCAUUGGAGCACCUUUAGAUCGGGAGAUGAUAGACGGGUACAACCUGACGGUGCGGGCCUUUGACGAUACUGGUCAGGAAUGCUCAUCAGCGGUGAUCAUCCGCGUUACGGACACCAACGACAAUGCGCCGAUUAUUCGCGAUCUCGGCUUAUCUUUCGAAGCUCCUUGCGGCGAGGCGAAUGCUUAUAUCGGAACGGUUCACGCCACCGAUUAUGAUCUUGGGCGAAACGGCGAAGUCUAUUAUUUUUUGGAGCCGGAUCAGUUCAGCGCUGGGAAAUUCUACAUUGAUUCCAUGUCCGGUGAGCUGAGCACGGCUACAGAAUUGCAGCCCGGCGUGUACACCAUUGUGGUUAUGGCCAAGGAUGCCGGUUACAAUCCCUUGCGUAGCAGCGCCAUGCUGACGGUUGACGUCACAUGCCCCAACGAUGCCCACAUUCCGGCAUACUCCUACGCUCCAGCCCACGUUCAGCCGCCUUUUCCGCCGUGUCACACCAAUCCACCAUUGACGGUAACGCUGUAUGCCAAUGCCGAACCGGGAUCGUUCGUUGCAGAUAUUUCCGGUGAAAAUCGUGGAGAUUUGCCGUUGACGUACCAUUUUCUGCAGCCGGAACGGCUUCCGUUUUUGACCAUGGAUACAAUGAGGGGCGUAAUACGCACAAGUGAGCCCUUAUCAGAAAUUUUGGGAGAUGUGGAAAUCAACUGGAUGGCCACAGAUCCCUUCAGCACGGCGUGCUCAGGACAGUUGCUGCUGCGCGUGAUGCCGGCAUCCGAAAACCAUUACGCCCAGAGUGUCCCUGCCCAGGCACCGCCUCAAUCUCCUCCCGUCCUGCUGACCUUUAACCAGCAAGCUUACGUGUUCAUCGCGCAGUGUGGCGCGGGGAAUGUGUCUGUGGGUCGCGUAGCCGUUCAGUACUCCGGUGAUACUGGAUUCCCGGUAUUUGGUUUGCGAAAUAACCCAGCGGGAUUUCGCAUUGACCCCCGUACCGGCGAACUGUACAUUCUCGCUCCCCUCCCUCCGCUUCCCGAUUCCUACAGCCUGACGGCGGAAGCCGGCGUCUUCAACGGCGCAGUGUCGGUCAGUGUGCCGGUGACCAUUCGUGUACUGUGCUCCUUAGCGGCGCCACCGGCCGCCCCUUACCCGUACCUGCCGCCGCAGUGUCCAACGUAUCCGGUGCAGGGUGUCACCCUCAGCCAGUACGUCCCGCCCGGGACGCGCAUCGCCAUCGCACAAGCCGCUGCACCGGACGAUCACGGGCUGGUGUAUGGGAUAGUCGGAUCUCGUGAUGGAAGCGAUGCGAAGGAUAUUAAGGAGAUCUUCGUUAUUAAUACACAAUCAGGAGACAUCGUACUGGGCCAGUCGUUAGCCAAUACCCGUAUCCCAACGGAAGUGCAAGUGCGCGCCACGGAUGUGAUCACCGGCUUGGUCUGCUUCAUCACCAUUCAGUUCCCCGUGCAGACAGCACCGCCAGCCUGUAUGCAGGGCGGCGUUAAUUUCACCAUCAGUGACAACCAGAUUGCCGGUGUGCCCUUUGGAUCGGUCAGCAGCUACGUGCGGGGGGCAAAUCUCCGCUUUCAGAUCGUUCGUUCUACAGCGGGAAAUGUUGUCAGCGUAGACGAGCACUCGUACGUGAAUAACUGGGAUACUGGCACUCCAGCCAGUUUGUUAGCUCUUCGUGACCAGAUGACCGGAAUGGUGCCGAAGAGUCUGGCUGUGACGGUGCGGGCUGUUGAUGAAUUGUCCAAAGCGUACUGCGAUGUGUAUGUCAACAUUUUUGUGACCCUGUCGCCACCGGUUUUCGCCAACAACACCUACCGGUUCCCGGUGAACUGCAUCACGCAGGGUGGUCUGAUAGGAGUGGUUCAAGCGGUGUCGUUAACACGGGAUUUGACAUACGAUUUAGCGGGACCCGAUGCAAUGAUGUUCACCAUUGGAAAGGAAUCCGGCGAACUCCGCUCGCGCACCGUAAUGACCGCGCCCUUUCAGCAGUCGUUCCUGUUGAACGUCGGCGUGACGGAUGCCGCCAGCGGAAUGCGUUCCCAAGUACCGGCGUAUAUUACGGUGUACUGUACGCCGCUGGUCUGCCCGCCCAUGGUUACGGUGGAAGUGCCGGACGAUGCACCUGUCGGCAGCAUCCUGGGACGUGUUGUACCGAUGGGAACGCCCGGAGAUCCUCGUAGAUUGAUGUAUCGAGCAGAAUCACCAUUGAUGCUUCCGGUGCUGCUAAACAGUACAAGUGGCUUGCUGAGUUUAGCUGAACCACUCCCGCCUGCGGCGUCCAAUACGAAUUUUGUGGUUUCUAUAACGGAUCAAACCGGCCAGCGAUGCAACGUGACGGUUAACCUUGUCGUCCUGCGCCGACCACAUGCACCGGAAUUCGUAGGACUGCCGUACAAUUUCGUCCAAUCAUGCUACCCGAACACCCCUAUUGUGGGACGCGUUACGGCAGUUUCAUCCGGUGCUACUCCAGGUUUUCCGGGAGCCAACGGCUUAAUUUAUUCCAUUUCCGGGGAAGACGCCAGAUUCUUUGGGAUUGAUCCGGUAUCGGGAGAGAUUCGCUACAUGGGCAACGCCCAGGCGGACAACGGCCGUUACUAUUUACUGCAAGUGACCGCGCGCAGUCGUUCCGGUUUGUCGACCAGUACCGCUGUACGGAUCGAGAUCCCGAUGUGCCCCCUGCGAUGCCCAUCGAUCAUCACACAGGUCGUACAGGAAGACACCGCGCAAGGGACUGCUGUCCUCCGAUUACUUGAUCAAAUUUUCCCUACCGAGCGACAAUAUUUUUUCCGGAUCAUUUCAUCGUCCCCUCCGGAUGCAUUUCAGACGCUAUCAAUGGAUCCUAUAACUGGAGCCUUGAGUGUAAACGGAUCUCUUUUUGGUCGAGCCGGUCAGUCCUUCCAGUUCCAGACCGCCGUGACCGUGCGCAAUCCCACCGUUAGCGGUAACGCGCCCAGCUGUUCCAUCGAUGUGCAUAUCAAUGUGGCACCACGACGCCGCUCGGUGCCGGGAUGUCCAGCACCGACAACCGUCACUGUGCGCCAAAACGCCCAAGUCGGAACCGUCAUCGCCGGAAUUAAUGUCGGGGAUCGGGGUGAUUAUUUGUACUCCUUGACCGAAACGGCCGGUGCCACCGAUUUCUUCCAAAUAGAUCGCGCUACCGGCUCCAUAACGGUUGCUAAACCGCUGCAACAACUUCCUUCGCGAACGUAUUCGUUGACGGUGAGAGCGUCGGUUCGAACGGAUGUAUCCCGGUUCUGCGAUACGAUCGUCAUGGUGGCCCUGCAGAGCAGCAACCAGACCAUCCGUUGUCCAGGAUCCGCUACACCGGUCACUGUUAACGUGGAUACCACGAUGCCUCCUGGUUAUCCAUUGACGGCAGUCACGGCUGCAUCGCCCACCGGGACCCCCAUACGAUUUGCGCUGCUGGAUAACGGGAUCAACCUGGUGGAUGUCAACCGAACAAGUGGAGUUGUCGUGUUGACCAAUGGAGUUUUCUCUAUUCCACCACAAACGUACCGGUUUACCAUACGUGCGAGCGAUUACACGGGAGCGUUUUGCGAUACAAUCCUGCUGGUAAAUGUUCCCAACAUGAACCGUCCACCCAGUUUCUCCAGUUCCCGGUACGAGCUGUCAGCAGACUGCGGUCCACCGAAUAGUCUGGUCGGCGUCGUUAACGCCCGUGAUCCGGAAGGCGACCAAAUUAGAUUUUCCAUUACACCGGCCGAGUUUUUCACCAUUGACCAGCUGGGUGGCAUCCGCACCCGGGGCAGCAUCGCCGGUGAAUCCACCUAUCCCAUGCUGACGGUGAGUGCCGCCGACGUGACCGGCCACAUCACCACGGUGCCGGUAUCCGUAGUCUUCCGGGGCCCGCAGUGCCUGGUGUCGCCGCGCUGUCCCCAGACGGUCUACCGCUUCACUCUGCCGGCCUUCUCCAGUGUGGGCUACGUCGUGGGCACGGUGAGCGCCGAUGGUGGAGUGCAGCCCAAUGGACAGCGGCUGCCGGUGCGCUUCAGUCUUUUCGGCCCGGAUAGUGCUGUCUUCGCUGUGGAUGCACUCACAGGCCAAGUGCGCCUGGCUAACUCCCUGGUCAGUAACUCGCAGACGGCCUUCCAGAUCGGAAUCCGCGCCAGCCUUGUGGAGUCUGUCAAUGCCAACCUCUUCUGCGACAUCACCGUGCAGAUCCAGAUACCGUCCGAUUCCAGUUUCCCACGCUUUUCCCAGGAUGCAUACAGCAUCGAGAUCCCCUGCGGGAAUACGGCGCUCAGCUGUCUGGGAGUGCUCAGCGUCGUACCGGGAUCGGGAUCUACCAAGGCCAAUCUGGCCUUCAGCGCACCGGAAGAUUCGAUUAUCGCUGUCGAUAAAGUGACCGGGGAGGUGUGCCUGCGCGGUGUAUUGCGCCAGCCGCAGAUCUCCCAGUCCACCGUGGUAACCGUCACCGAUGCGUUCCGGGGCGGCGCCAGUGCCACCGCCACCGUGACGGUGACCUUUCUGCCUUGCCGACGCCCACCGGUGUGCCCGCAACAGACUCUCACCUCCGCCGUUAACGAGGGCGAUCCUGUUGGAACACGGGUGCAGCAAGUGCAGGCGUGGGAUCUGGACUCGGGUGAUACCGUCUCGUACUCCAUCCUUAGCGGCAACAUUAACAGCAGUUUCGAAAUUAAUUCUGAAAGCGGCGUUAUCACUAUCCGGCGGAUUCUGGAUCGGGAAGUAGCAAGCAGUUAUCGCUUGACGGUUUCUGUGCGGGAUAAAUCUUCCAUGUCCUGCGAGGUGGUUGUGGAAGUUGUGGUUAUAGAUACAAACGACAACGCACCGGUUUUUAUCAACGAGCCCUACAACUGGACGAUCCCUUGCGGUCAGACCUUUCCCUAUGUCGGAACUGUUUCGGCAGUGGAUGCCGACAUUGGGAUCAAUUCCCGUGUCACAUAUUCAGUGGCUCCCACCAUACCGCUGCAAGUGGAUGGUCUCACCGGCGAAAUCCACGCCGGACGAGGACUGAACACGAGCAUCAGCGGCGUGCACACCUUCGUGGUGUUUGCCGCGGAUGCCGGCUCGCCGCAACAGUCCGCGUCCACACUCAUCCGCAUCACGGUCAACUGCCCAGUGGUCAGUCCGCUUAUCUGCUCUACCUCCCGCACCCUGCGAAUCCCGGAAAAUAUUCCCUUGGAAAGCACCAUAACGCGCAUACUGGCAAACAGCGACGAGCUGGCGGAUCGCGGUUUACGGUACAGUUUGAGCGGAUCGAACAAAUUCCGAAUUCUUUCAGAUGGACGCGUAAUCACUGCGGGAAUGUUUGACCGGGAAAAUGGGGAAGUUAAUUUUUUCCUAAGUAUAAUCGCUGUUGAUCAAGUGGGACGAGAAUGUCGAACAAACCUGACCAUCGAACUAACCGACGAUAACGACCAGCCUCCGCGAUUCACCCAACCGUCUUACACCUUCACCAGCACCUGCGGCUUCAUCGCCCUCGGCCAGGUGACCGCCACCGACACGGACGACGGCCUCAACGCCGCCGUCUCCUACACCAUGGGCAGCACCUCCUCCCUCGUAACCAUCGACUACACUUCCGGUCAGCUGCGGGCCGUCACGCCCCUGCCGGCGCAACCCAGCUUCAUCAACUUCACCGUACUGGCCAGCGAUGCCGGUGUGCCGCCACUGUCAGCCACCGCCGCGGUGACGGUGUGGGUGCAGUGUGCCACCCAGGUGACGCCCACGGCUCUGUCGAUGCCGGCGACGCUGGUGUGUCCGGGGAAUGUGGUGGCGGAGGUGCAGGAGAACCAGAGCGGACUGGUCAUCAGUAAUAUUGUCGUCGGCAAUGACAGCGGGCUGGUGUAUGCGCUGCUGCCCAGCACGGAUGCGCUCAUGUUCCGCUUGGACGGUGGCAAUUCCGGUCGGCUUAUCGUCAAUGCGCCAUUAGAUCGAGAGGUACAGUCGGUGUAUUUCCUCACGGUUCGAGCAUCCAAUCGAUUGUCGCAGAACUGUGAUGUGCCGGUGCGGGUGAAUGUUGUCGACGCAAACGACAACACACCCAUUUUCGCCCAGAGCAUCUACCAGUUUUCCGUCGACUGCCAGCCAGGCCAGCAACGGUUUUUUGUCGGGCGAAUCAAUGCUACGGAUGCCGAUAUAGGAAUCAAUGCCAUGAUCAGCUACACCCUGCAAAACGAUAUGUAUUUCUCGAUCGAUGCAACCAGCGGCUUGAUCAGCAUGCCGGCCCAUUUACCGGCGGGCAGUUCGCCAGCGCGCACCGUCGUGGUGACCGCCUCCAAUCUGGGCAGUCCCGUCCGCAGUUCCACCGCCAUGGUGCAGAUCAUGCUGAACAGCAACUGCAUCCUGCCGCUUAUCGUCACGUCAACCAUGGCGAUUCCUCUUCGCAUGCCACCACCGCCGCGAUGCAUUGGGGUAGGCGGGCCGACGGGCUACAAUGUCCUGCAGAUCCCGGAGGAUAUUGCCGUGGGAACGCGGCUGGGAGUGUUUGAAGCGGUGCAUGAGGAUCCGCGUCGACCGUUGGCAUACCGGCUAGCCAGCGGCGAUCCGCUCAACCAGUUCUCCGUUCAUUCUGAGACCGGUUUACUGCGGACCGAAAUUAAUCUGGAUCGGGAAUGCCGGGAUAAUUACAACCUAACUAUUAUGGUAUCCGACCAAAGCGGCCAGUUUUGUUCACUGGCGGUUUACAUUCAAGUCCUGGAUGUGAACGAUAACGCCCCGGAAGUGAUAAAUAUGCUACCGGUCGUCGCCAACGUAGGCUGUAACGAAGCGAAUGUGGAUAUUGUCCGUUUAAUUGCUUUUGAUCGGGAUGCGGGACAGAAUGCCGCCUUAUCAUUCCGCUUGGAUUCGCAGCCCGAAUUUUCCAUCUCGGCAGCAGGAGUGCUGACCCUCGUUCGGCCCUUACCGGCGGCACCGGCUGUCCGCUUUGUGCCGGUCUUGAUUGCCGACGGCGGCGCACCGCGAUUGACCACCACCAUAACGGUCACCAUCAACGUGCUGUGUCCCAACGAUGCCAGCGGAGUGACAGCACCGUCCUUUGAACAACAAUAUUAUUGCGCGGGACUGCGGGAAAACAGCCCGGCUGGAACGGAAAUCACCAGAGUGACGGCACGUUUUCCCGCUAGUAAUCCUAACAAAGGUUACACCCUCAAAUCCGGUAACUCCAACUGGUUUUCCGUGGACGCUUUGACUGGUAGUAUACGCUCGAUAGCCCCGAUGGAUGCAGAAGGAACGGUCUCGCUGUCCGACACCACUCUGGUUGUGGGAACGCUGAAUGACAAUCGCACCGCACCGGAUGCUUAUACGACAGUGUUUAUCAAUAUCCUGGAUGAGAACGAUGAAUCGCCAGUGUUUGACGGGUCCGCGUCGGCGUCGGUAACGAUUCCGGCGUCGACAGUGCCCAGUACCGCUGUUAUGCGCAUUCAUGCUCAAGACCACGAUAGAACGUAUCCGAAUAAUAUGGUGGUGGAAUAUCGUGCACCCGAUGGUGGCGUCAAUCCAUUCUUCCGAAUGGAGCCAUCCGGUGAACUGAUCAUCUCCAGUCCGAUAGACUCUCUAAGAGGACGAACUUUACCGUUGGUGGUCCUGGCGGUGGAUGGGGGAACGCCCCGGCGAAGCAGCAGCACAACGGUGCAGCUGAGCAUUGUUUAAAACCAUGUCCAAAGAAAUACAUGUAUGCUGUUUACCGUUGUAUUUGACUGACAGAGAUCUUUAAUUUCCAUUGAUUUGUACUAUUAACGUGAUAUGUUACCUUCAGAAGCGCAUUACGAUUAUUUAUUGUCAACUUCUCCAGUAGUAUACAAUGUAAUAUUCGUUUUUAUGAUAAUGCUGUUUGUUAAAAAAAAUCUUGGUUUAUGGAGAAAAGAUUAUAACGCUUUCUCUA
Messenger RNA from Paramacrobiotus metropolitanus, 8458 nucleotides. RefSeq names its product protocadherin Fat 3-like. The record is from RefSeq and is a predicted model, not a curated record. Lineage: Eukaryota; Metazoa; Tardigrada; Eutardigrada; Parachela; Macrobiotidae. Gene Ontology annotation, cellular component: plasma membrane; catenin complex. Gene Ontology annotation, biological process: homophilic cell-cell adhesion. Gene Ontology annotation, molecular function: calcium ion binding; cadherin binding.